CUUUUCCCAUUACCCGAUGAGUUUUCGGCAGAAAAACUGCCUGUGAAUAUUUUCUUGGCUCGCUUCCGUGGAACUCAUUUCGUGUACAAGGACAAGUUCGAUGAAAUAAUUGAGGGAUUGUGUCAGCCGAACAAGGAUGAAGGAUUAGUGGCAUUCGUAACUUGUGCAGUUUACGGUCCAGCACCGGAUGGUCUUAUCAUAAUUGAUGCAACCAUGCCGCAUGGUGGCUGGGUGAGCUCCGUUCUGGUCAGAUCGGGAAUCGUCGCAGCACUAGCUGGAGACCCUAACAUUGAAGUGCUUUCCAACAGCGUCAUCCGUGAGGAAGUGUCAGAUGAUCAGAAGAACGAGGGCAUUGAUAGCGGAGGAGAAAUAGUUGAAUCUGUAACGUCCGAAUGUGAUGUUCCUGUGAAAGAAACAGCAGAACCUGAUGAAACGUCUGAGAAAGAGUCGAAAUACGAUAAACAUUAUAAAGCCAGUGGAAAUGGCAAGGUUGGCGAAAUUCUUGACCCGGAUGAGGCACUGAUGCUAGCAAAAAAGCAGGAG
Molecule: messenger RNA, 543 nt
Organism: Cylicostephanus goldi
Lineage: Eukaryota; Metazoa; Nematoda; Chromadorea; Rhabditida; Strongylidae
Source: the annotation of a GenBank genome assembly